Messenger RNA from Vicia villosa (hairy vetch), 1436 nucleotides. RefSeq names its product NDR1/HIN1-like protein 13. NCBI's taxonomy places the organism in Eukaryota, Viridiplantae, Streptophyta, Magnoliopsida, Fabales, Fabaceae. The transcript is spliced from 2 exons. The record is from RefSeq and is a predicted model, not a curated record. Gene Ontology annotation, cellular component: plasma membrane. Bases 146 to 886 code for a protein of 246 amino acids.
CAAAAAACUUUCAUCUUUUUCUUCCUCUCCCCUUUCCAAUGGUUUCUUUACCAUUCCUAUUCCGAAACAAAAAACCUCUCAUUUUCAUUCUCUUCAAUAAUAACAUCGAAUCUUUCUAAAUCAACCCCUUAAUUCAAAAACCACAAUGGAACAACAAUCACCAGAACAACAACCAAUAAUACUACAAAAACCACCCGGUUACAGAGACCCAACCACCCCACAAAAACACCAUCCUCCGCGUAAAACGCCUCCUCUCCCACCUUCUUUCCGACCAAAACCCAAGAAACGUCAUUAUUGUCGCAUGUGUUGUUGCACAUUCUGCAUCCUCCUCCUCAUCCUUAUCUUCAUCUUCAUCUUCCUCGUUGCACUUUUCUUCCUCCUCUACCAACCUUCUCUCCCGCAGUUUCACCUCGGUUCCUUCCGUGUUUCAAAUUUCAAGAUAAAACCAAACGCGGAUGGUGGAAGCCUCGACGCAGAUACAAUAACAAUGGUGGAUAUAAAGAACCGCAACCCAAAAAUUGCAUGGCAUUUUGAUCAAAGUAGUGUCCAAAUAUGGGCGGAUAAUGGUGACUUAAAUUUAGGUUCUACGAAGGUGGCGGGGUUUGACGUGAAAGUGAGGGAUACAUCAAAAUUGAAAGUACAAACAAAGGUUAAAGACGAGGUUUUGGAUGAGAGACAAAAGAGAAGAUUGAAAAGUGUGUUUGAAAGUAAAGCUCUGAUACCUAAUGUGGAGGUUAAAACAAGAAUAGGAUUUAAUAUUCAAGGUUGGAAAUCUAUGACGAUUGGAGUUACUGUUGUUUGCGGUGGGGCUACUAUAAGACAAAUUCAAAAUGGUGAUUCACCUCAUUGUUCCUUCACUAUUCUCAAAUGGAUCAAAAUGCAAUGAGUCGGGACUUUGUUAUUAUAUGAAUAUUAUGUAUGGGUUGGGAGGAUUGAUGUUCAUUUUGACAAUUCAAAGGUGAAGGAAGGUUAUGUGAUCGUAUAAAUUAUUUUUUUGUUACUUCUUUUUUCUUUUUUCAAAAGAGACGGAAGAAUAUAAUGUAUAUAUUCUUUGCUUUUGGAAAAGAAAAGGGGCAUUGUCUAUAGAAACUCAACUUGCUACUUAGUUCUCUCAAUUUAGGUUGCACAUAUAUAAGUCAUUAGGUUGUAUAUAGUGUGAAACUAUUAGUAUUUAUUAUAUGUAUAUAAUGUGGUUGUUGAUAGGAUUUAUCACUCCAACAAAAAAAUGGGAGAGUUACCUUUUUAAGGUGUAAUAUACCAUUCUCUUUUGAAACUAUGGUAAAGGAGAACUUAAGGGCCAAAAAUAUAUAUGGUUAGUGGUUAGGAAGAGAAGGAUAUAAGAUCUUCGUGAUUGUGACAUAUCUUGACAAAUAUGUUGUAUGUGUUUUUUUCUUCUCUUUUCUUUAGUGUAAAGCAUCAUUGAAUUUCUUUUAUUU